Tachysurus vachellii is the source of this 4170-nucleotide messenger RNA. RefSeq names its product polymerase (DNA directed), gamma (gene polg). Gene Ontology annotation, biological process: mitochondrial DNA replication. The coding region runs from base 164 to 3751 and encodes 1195 amino acids. The record is from RefSeq and is a predicted model, not a curated record. NCBI's taxonomy places the organism in Eukaryota, Metazoa, Chordata, Actinopteri, Siluriformes, Bagridae. Gene Ontology annotation, cellular component: gamma DNA polymerase complex; mitochondrion. Gene Ontology annotation, molecular function: DNA-directed DNA polymerase activity; DNA binding; 3'-5' exonuclease activity. The transcript has 23 exons.
GCGGUUUCAGCCAAAAUGGCUUCUUACUCGAUGUUGUGUGAUGUUAUUGAGUCGCGAGUUAAAGUUAAAACACGACCUAAACACGUUAGAGUUAAAAAUCUGACUAUCCAUCUAUCUAUCACGUAUCCAGGAUAUGUCCCAUCCUAAAGCAUACUGAGGGAAGAUGCUCCGUCUGGUGUCUCUUUGGAGGAGGUGGCGAUACCCAUUAGCUCCUCUGCAGAGACAAUGGUGCUCAGCUGCAGGUGAACCCAAAGUGCAGGAGCGCUCCAGUGAGACUCGUUUGAGCCCCCUCAACAUCCAGAUGCUCUCCAGGAAUCUGCACGAACAAAUUUUUCGCUCCUCAACUGUAGGAUACUCAAGUCAUGACAUAGAGCAAAGCAUCAGACAUUUAGAGAAGCAUAAUCUCUGGGGAAAGGAAGCGUCACUGUUGAAUAAUGUGGAACUGAAGUUACCAAAUAUUUAUGGCAAAAACAUUGAUGACCACUUUUGUAAGCUUGCACAAACGCAAAGCCUGCCUUACUUGGAGGCAGCGAGGGAUCUGCAGGAAGCGCAAAUACCUGAAAUGCCCUCACAGUGGGCUUGGGAAGUGGGCUGGGUGAAGUACACUGGGCUGGGUGGCGAACAUACAAAGGUGGAUUUUCCAGAGGAGAAUGCUCUGGUGUUUGAUGUGGAAGUCUGCAUGGCAGAGGGCCACUGUCCCACACUGGCGGUGGCCGUUUCUCCAAAUGCUUGGUAUUCGUGGUGCAGUAAAAGGCUGAUUGAGGAGAGGUACAGCUGGUCCAGUCAAUUGACACUAGCAGACCUGAUUCCUCUGGAGACUGCAGCCAACUCCAGCAGGCCUCCAGGCGGACACUGGAAAGAGAGACUUGUAGUGGGACACAAUGUCAGCUUUGACCGAGCGCACAUUAAAGAACAGUAUCUCUUAAAGGGCUCCAAGAUGCGUUUCCUGGAUACAAUGAGCCUCCACAUGGCUAUCUCAGGACUGACAGGUUUUCAGCGGACCCUCUGGAUGGCCAGCAGGUUUGGCAAGAGACAAGGACUGCAUGAAGUCAAGCAGCACAUGAAGAAGCUUGGACGCCGCCCUGAGGGCCCAGCAAUUGGUUCUUGGGACUGGGUCAACAUAAGCAGUAUAAAUAACCUAGCUGAUGUCCAUGCUCUCUAUGUUGGAGGGGAUCCUCUGGAAAAAGAGGCCAGAAAUAUUUUUGUGAAGGGCAGCAUGAGUGAUAUUAGGAGCAAUUUCCAGGAGCUGAUGCAGUAUUGUGCAAUGGAUGUACUGGCUACUCAUGAGGUGUUUAUUCAACAGUUGUCCCUCUUUAUGGAAAGGUGUCCUCAUCCAGUGACUCUUGCAGGAAUGCUGGAGAUGGGUGUUUGUUACUUGCCUGUCAAUCAGAACUGGGACCGGUAUUUGGAGGAUGCCCAGGACACAUAUGAGGAGCUUCAAAGGGAAAUGAAAAAAUCUUUGAUGAUUCUUGCAGAUGAUGCCUGUCAGUUACUGCAGGACAACAGGUACAAGGAGGACCCUUGGCUUUGGGACCUAGAGUGGGAUGUUCAGGAGUUUAAACAGAAUAAAAUGACUGUGAGCAAGAGAAAGAAGGCAAAGCAGGAGGCUGAAAAAGCAGCAGCAUUAUCUGUACCUGGCAGCCUGAGAAAAGACUGGGAUGAGGAUCCAGGACCUCCGGAGGAAGAGGAAUGGACAAAGGACCCCAGCAGAGAGCUUGUGGAGUGGCUAAAGGGUACAGUGAGCUGCCUGCCGAAGAGGAGACAGCACAUGCCUGCACACCCAGCCUGGUACCGGAAGCUGUGUGUAAGGAUGACUGAGGAGGAGGACUGGUCUCCUGGAGCCACUCUGAUCAGCUUGCAGAUGAGAGUGACACCCAAGCUGAUGGGCCUCACGUGGGAUGGAUUUCCUCUGCAUUAUACGGAGAAACAUGGCUGGGGCUACCUUGUCCCAGGACGCAAAGACAACUUGGAGACCACAGAGGAAACUGAAGGACCUGUAUGUCCCUAUAGGGCAAUUGAGAACCUCUACAAAGAAUAUUGUGAUCAGAAAGGGAAGGAACAGCCCCAGUGUUUGGACAGUCUGCCCUCGGAUGACCUUAUGCUGACUAACAGCAGUGUGUGGCAAACAGUGGAAGAGCUGAGUCGGUUAGAGGUCGUUUCUGAAGAUGAGACCUUGCCAAAGACAACGAGGGCCAAAAAGACCGAAAGUCUGGACUCAAGUCAUGAGUGUCCCUAUCACCAUGGAAAUGGACCAUACAAUGAUGUCAACAUCCCUGGAUGCUGGUUCUUCAAGCUACCUCAUAAGGAUGGGAAUGAGAAUAACGUAGGCAGCCCCUUCUCUAAAGAUUUUCUGUCUAAAAUGGAGGACGGAACCCUCCAGGCAGGCAGAGGAGAAGCCAAUGCAGCACGUGCACUGGAGAUCAACAAAAUGAUCUCAUUUUGGAGAAACGCCCACAAGCGCAUCAGUUCUCAGAUGGUCGUCUGGCUACGGAGGGGAGAACUUCCUCGCAAUGUUAUCAAGCAUAAUGACUACAGUGAAGAGGGGCAAUAUGGUGCCAUUAUACCGCAAGUCAUUACUGCUGGGACAGUUACCCGCAGAGCUGUGGAACCGACAUGGCUUACCGCCAGUAAUGCACGGCGGGAUCGUGUAGGCAGCGAACUGAAAGCUAUGGUGCAGGUGCCUCCUGGUUAUCACCUGGUUGGAUCAGAUGUUGACUCACAGGAAUUGUGGAUUGCUGCUGUUCUAGGAGAAUCUCACUUUGCUGGCAUGCAUGGUUGCACAGCGUUUGGCUGGAUGACCUUGCAGGGGAAGAAGAGUCAAGGCACGGACUUGCACAGCCGCACUGCAGAUGCUGUGGGCAUCAGCCGGGAACACGCUAAAGUAUUCAACUAUGGCCGCAUCUACGGCGCUGGCCAGCCUUUUGCCGAGCGCCUACUCAUGCAGUUCAACCAUCGACUUAGCCAAGCUGAGGCAGCCAGCAAAGCAUGCCAGAUGUAUGCUCUCACUAAAGGACUGCGCAGGUAUUAUCCCUCAGAGGAAGGAGAAUGGCUAAUUAAGGAACUAGGUGUGGAUGUGAAGAGGGAUGAAGAUGGGACUGUGUCCAGAGAAGAGUUACGCCGCAUUUCAAAACUGCUCGGCCAGAGAUCUCGGAAUAAGAAGAAAUGGAAUAUUUUUGGACGGCGUGUGUGGACAGGAGGCACUGAAUCUGAGAUGUUCAACAAGCUUGAGAGCAUCGCUCACUCAAAGCAGCCAGCCACCCCUGUGCUGGGCUGCAGAAUCUCUCGAGCCCUGGAGCCAGAUGCUGUCAAAGAUGAGUUCAUUACUAGCCGGGUGAACUGGGUGGUGCAGAGUUCAGCAGUGGACUACCUUCACCUGAUGCUGGUGGCCAUGAAGUGGUUGAUGGAGGAGUAUGACAUAGAUGGGCGCUUCUGUAUCAGCAUUCAUGAUGAAGUGCGCUACCUAGUAAAGAGCGAAGACCGCUACAGAGCAGCACUUGCGCUACAGAUCACUAACCUCCUUACCCGCUGUAUGUUUGCCUAUAAACUGGGCAUGAAUGAUCUCCCUCAGUCUGUGGCGUUCUUCAGUGCUGUAGAUAUUGACAAGUGCUUACGGAAAGAAGUCAAUAUGGACUGUGUAACUCCAUCUAAUCCUACUGGACUGGAGCGUCGAUUUGGUCUGGCACAAGGUGAGGCCUUGGACGUCUAUCAGAUCAUUGAGGUUACUAAAGGGUCUUUGGCCAAAGGAAAAUAGUAUAAUACAUCUCUCCAGUAUAAAGAAAGAGAAAACACUGGAAAAGUCCAACUGCUAAACAUGCACAAUGUGGUGACUGAGGAUCUACAGGAAAAUCCAAAGUGAAAAUAUCUCUUUGUUCACUGUUUUCUUCUCUUCUUCUUGGGAGCUUGAUUCUCCACAGAAGCUUGAGAGUCAGUCUAACAAAAUAAAGAUAGCAGAUCAUUAAUAAGAAGAGCAAAAAUUGUUUCUGAGCAUGCAUCAUUCUGUUAAAUACCAAAGCUUCUUUUCAUGUUUGGAGAAAUAUUACAAUAAUUCAUGUGUUCUACUUUGUAUUUCAAAACUCUUACAAGAAGAGUGUUACAGUAUCCUUUACAAGGGUUUAUUUUGUUAUUUGUUGAUUUGACACUGGUGAUGUCAGAAAUAAAUAUUUAAACAUA